This is a messenger RNA of Stylophora pistillata, 1611 nucleotides long. RefSeq lists its product as uncharacterized. Lineage: Eukaryota; Metazoa; Cnidaria; Anthozoa; Scleractinia; Pocilloporidae. The record is from RefSeq and is a predicted model, not a curated record. Gene Ontology annotation, molecular function: calcium ion binding.
ACUUCUCUGAAGCAGAUCAAUGCCGUACUUUGGAGUUCAGGCCUGAAAAAGCAUCUAUCGACAAACGCCUCAUAAACCACGUGAUUCGCAUCGCUGAGGUGAUGGUAAAGGAGUUUUGUAAAAAUAUGUGUUACAUGGAACCUGACUGCGUCAGCAUUAAUCUUGAUAACCGUGUGGGAAGAAACCAGCAGUACAAAUGUGAAUUGAAUAAUGUUACUCACGAAGGACACGAACACGAGCUGAAGAAGGAAGACAAUUAUUUUUAUCAUGCAGCUGAGAGCGCAUGUGUUCGAAAUCUCUGCAAGAAUAACGCCACUUGUCAAAGUGGUUUUACUGACAAAGGAUAUAGCUGUUUGUGUACUGCUGGAUUCAAAGGUCAAAACUGUGACGAAGAUUUUGAUGAGUGUGCAGAAGGAUCACACAGCUGCAGUGCUGACGCUGUAUGUAGCAAUACCAAGGGAUCUUACAAAUGCACAUGUAAACCACGAUACCAUGGAGAUGGAUUGACUUGUAAAGAUUCUGAUGUGUGUGCUGAGGGUUUACACAACUGCAGUUUUGAUGCUGUGUGUAACACUAUCAAGGGUUCUUACAAAUGUACAUGUAAACCAGGAUACCAUGGAGAUGGAUUGACGUGCGAAGAUGUUGAUGAGUGUGCUGAGGAAUUACACAGCUGCAGUGCCGACGCUGUGUGUAACAAUACCAAGGGAUCUUACAAAUGCGCAUGUAAACCUGGAUACCAGGAAAAUGGAUUGACUUGCGAAGGUCCGUUUCAUUCGUGUGCAGAAAUUUACAAAAGGCAAAGGUCACAGGAGAAUAAUGCUUAUCAACUUCUGGUGGAUCAUAGGAAGGUCAACGUUUACUGUCACAUGACUGAUGACCUUAAAGGCUGCGGGGGCGGUGGAUGGACGAUGGUAAUGAAAAUGGACGGCAGAAAGUCAACCUUCCACUUUGAUUCGCAACUCUGGAGCAACAUGAAUGACUUCAAUCCUCAAGGAGGGGAGACUGGGCUUGACUCACAAGAGACCAAGCUACCGACCUAUUGGAACACAUCUUUCUCCAAGAUCUGCUUAGGGAUGAAGAUCGGAAAUCUGUCCAGGUUCAUUCUCAUCAAAAAGCAAGCCAGCUCUUUACACUCACUGAUCGCUGACGGGCAAUAUCGUGACACGUCACUGGGUCGUAAUACCUGGAAGUUGCUGAUUGGCUCCGAGGCAUCCCUACAGUUCAAUUGUAACAAGGAAGGGUUCAAUCCUGCCUCGCUUAAAAGAGAAAAUUCCAAAGUUAGAAUCGGUAUCAUUGCCAACGGCGAAGACAAUUGCAGAAGUUGUGAUUCCUGGAUUGGCUUUGGCACAGGUGGGGUUUAUAACGACUCCAACACAUGUGGGAACGAAGCAAGUAUCAAUCCAGACAAUGGAAACAAACAAAUCAAAGCCAUGGGGUACAUCUUGGUUCAGUGACAAGGAAAUCAAUCCAACCUCCAAGAAAUGGAGAAAAAAGCCAUAUUAAACCGAAAAGGACUUGUAAAUAUAUAGUUGUAGCAAUAGGGUUUUGAAAAGGAAGUAAGAUACCGAGUCUUAAAUGAUCUUGUUCCAUUUUUAUUUCGAUUUCACAAAA